GCAGUAUACCCGCUUCAAACCAUCGUACUUGUCUUCUAUUUCUUGUGUUUAUCAACAAUGUUUCUCAUACGGCCCAUUGUUAGCGCCAUUACAGAUGUACGUGGAAAAGCGCCCAUUUAUGCGGCCCUUUAUUUCCUGCCGCUUUUGACAUCGAUACACGCGCUUGCUUGCGGGCUUAUUUAUUGGUUUUUCCCAUAUUUGAGUAUUGGGAUCUCUAUGAUAACAAAUGCGAUACAUUAUUCGGUCAAGUUAGACCAGUCCUUUAAGGCCUUGAUACGCUCGUCGUUACUAGAAGUAAAAAAUUUUGUUAUCAUUUCUGUACAUUGGCUUUUGCUGGCCUAUGGAAUCAUCGCUUUGGGCCAUCACUAUGCGUUUUUGUGCCUCAUACCAUUCCCUUCGAUUUUUUAUAUUCUCACUGUGCGGUUUACGGAUCCAGCUGAGUUCCGUGAGGUGGAAGUGCGACAAAAUUAGUUUAUAUUUAGCAAUAUUUCUUUUAAUAUUUGUCCAAGUUAUGUGGCAAUUUAUACAUUUAUGUAUUUAAAAGUUAAAUGUUAAAUAGUUUGUAUAAAAAUAGCGUAAAGUAUUUCAAAGUUUCUCAA
This is a messenger RNA of Rhagoletis pomonella (apple maggot), 599 nucleotides long. Its product is annotated as JNK1/MAPK8-associated membrane protein-like. The transcript has 4 exons. The record is from RefSeq and is a predicted model, not a curated record. Gene Ontology annotation, cellular component: membrane. Lineage: Eukaryota; Metazoa; Arthropoda; Insecta; Diptera; Tephritidae. Gene Ontology annotation, molecular function: ubiquitin protein ligase binding. Gene Ontology annotation, biological process: response to unfolded protein. The annotation marks the transcript as partial.